CCACACCUCUACCCCAAACGCCGCUUUCAAUUCCAACGCCUCCAAACAACUCACGGUCUCUCUCUGCUCUACUCCACUAAACAAAAUCUCCCAAGAAUCACCAUGAACCACCUUCCGCAAGCGUGGGGUCGUCCCAGAGACGAUGUUUACGGCGCCUACGACCACUCCCACUUCCAGGCUAAUGGCCCCAACCAGCACACGCAGAGCCCCGUCGUGACCGGUACCUCAGUACUAGCGGCGAAGUUCAAGGAUGGCGUGGUCAUUGCAGCAGACAACCUGGCCUCGUAUGGCUCUCUUGCCCGUUUCACCGACGUCAAGCGCCUGCGGAAGUUCAACGACGAGGUGGUCGUGGGCUUCGGCGGCGACGUCUCAGACAUGCAGUACCUCGACCGUCUGCUCAACUCCCUCGAUAUCCGCGAGAACUACUCGUCCUCCGACGUCUCCCUCAACGCAAAGAACCUCCACACAUACCUCGCCAAAGUCAUGUACAGCCGCCGAUCCAAGUUCGACCCGCUGUGGAACCACCUUCUCAUCGCUGGUAUGGAUGGUGAGGGGAAGCCUUUCCUGGCAAGUGCAGAUCUCCUCGGUACCACCUUCUCCUCGCCAUCGAUUGCUACGGGCUUCGGAGCACAUCUUGCACAGCCCAUUAUGCGGACAAUAUUGCCAGACGAGGCGUCAGUGCAGAACGUCACGAAGGAGCAGGCGGUAGAGAAAGUCAAGGAGUGCAUGAAGGUUCUCUUCUACAGGGACGCCAGGAGUAUGGACCAGUACUCGAUCGCGGUCAUUACGAAGGAGGGCGUUGAGUUGAACGAGAAUGUGAAACUGGAGAACCAGAGCUGGGCCUUUGCAGAGAGGAUUAGAGGAUACGGCACGCAGACUGCGUAAAGUUCGGACAAUAUGGAAGAGAAAUGACGAACAGAUCAAGUUGACUGGCAUCUUGAAAGUCAAAGAACUGAACGAUAGCUAUGAAUGAACGUACCACUUGACGGUAUGAUGACCUAACUCCUUAUCGAGGCCAGUACACAGUACUCGAAUCUAGAGAUGUGACUUCUCUUCUACCCAGUUGUCUCACGUGUUCGUCGCUCCACACAAUUUGCCAUAUUUCAUAGAACGCGUGAUACGAAUCUACAUUCGUGUUCGAUUGGAGAUAAUGAGAGGCAGAACGCGUUCUGGCAAGUCUUAGACGUCCAUCUCCGAGCAGCAAAACGCCAUCGAAAGCAGCCACCCCCACCACCACGAAAAGCACAGGGACUGAACUUGCAACACAACGAAUGAACGAACGAAAAGUCCUCCACCCAAGGGACCAAUAUAUUCCGCCCACCCCCCACGAACCCCUACCACAUAAUCCC
Dothidotthia symphoricarpi CBS 119687 is the source of this 1349-nucleotide messenger RNA. Its product is annotated as proteasome component PRE4. Gene Ontology annotation, cellular component: proteasome core complex. The transcript is spliced from 3 exons. Lineage: Eukaryota; Fungi; Ascomycota; Dothideomycetes; Pleosporales; Dothidotthiaceae. Bases 103 to 885 code for a protein of 260 amino acids. The record is from RefSeq and is a predicted model, not a curated record.